Messenger RNA from Fusarium venenatum, 186 nucleotides. The record is from RefSeq and is a predicted model, not a curated record. NCBI's taxonomy places the organism in Eukaryota, Fungi, Ascomycota, Sordariomycetes, Hypocreales, Nectriaceae.
AUGAAACUUAUGCUUCUCGCCGCCGCCGCCCUGAUUAUCUCUGCAGACAGUGUGUCUCGAGGUUCUGCGGAGUGUAACAUUAGUAUCUGCACUGGCCGAUGCGCUGAGUCAGGUCUUAGCGUCAUAGCUACAGGAUGCUGGGGCGAAGAAACAGUCUGUGAGUGUGGCAAUGACGCCUUUCGUUAA